Molecule: messenger RNA, 1652 nt
Organism: Leucoraja erinaceus (little skate)
Lineage: Eukaryota; Metazoa; Chordata; Chondrichthyes; Rajiformes; Rajidae
Product: protein FAM187B-like
Exons: 1
Coding region: 131-1357 (408 amino acids)
Source: RefSeq, a predicted model, not a curated record
CGGGCCCAGGACCCAACCGGAUAGAAUAGUGAACGGUCGCCCCAUUGUUGGGACGUUCUCCACUUCACUCUGGUCUCCAGGAGAGGAGACGUAGAGGCGGGGGACGUGUCUCUCGAUCAGGCGCCGUGGGAUGGACGGCUGGUUGGUUUGGACCGCGUUGAGGAGGUCCCCCACUCUUCCAAUCGCCCUGUUGCUGUUGACCGGCGCCCGGCUGGCGUGGGGUGGGACCUCGGUGGCUUGUUACCCCAACCGGCCGUGUCAAGUCCCCUUCCUCACCAAGAACCCGGCCACUUUGCUGUGCCCCAACGGACCGACCCACCCUGGCGGCGUGGCUUGGGUCUACUACAACAUGACGGAGCCCGACACCAAGGCGAUGGUCCUCGUUGGAACGGGAGAAGAAACCUUGAAGGUGGAGGCGCUCCUGGAUCUCCGGGCCCGCUGCAUGUUAUCCUGGCCACAUUUAGUCAUCAGGUCCGCCACGGUUCGGGACGCGGGAGUCUACCUCUGCAAGUCAGGAAACAGGACCCUCGCUUAUUACGAGGUGGACAUGCAGGACGCGGAAAAUGUCCACAUCUCGGGCAAAUCCAUCGGCGUGUCCUCGCUCCCCAGUCGUUUCUUAGAAGUAGGAGGCCUCCACUUGGAGCUAUUCACCGUGUGGAACGCUUGGGAGGAUUGCGACCGGUGCGGGGUCCCGGCGGAGAGGAGGCGGGUGGGUUUUUGUUACGUCCGGGAAGUCCUGGGCGACCAGAAACCGGUGCCGUGCGGCCUCUGGGCUUUGGCUAAGCGGCUGCUGCUCCCAAGGCGGCCUCCCGAGCUGGGACUGGAACCGUGCAUCGUUCCCUGCGUUACCUCGCCCCCAUUCGCCGACCACUUUAGGAAACUCGAACUGCCCGGUCGGAAAUUCGUCCCUUUGCAACAUUCCGGGGUCCUCCUGAUCGACACCUACUUGGUCAACGUCAACGGGAACGUUAGCUUCAAGUGCCCCGGCGCCUCCGUUUACACCCCGGUGUCGUGGCGGAGAAAUUCCACCGACGUUUCGAGGGCGAAUCUCUCCCGACGGCGGGGUAGUACUCACGCGUUGGAUGAUGUGACGGGCCGAAGCAUCUACACCAUAAAGGGCGUCCAGAGAGCCGACGAGGGGGUCUACAGGUGCUACGUCUCCGAGGAACUGGCCGGCUCUUUCCACCUGAAGGUGCUGGAGCCGAACGAGAGGAGGGCGGCAGCUGGGACCAGCGCCAUGGGCUUGGUCUGGUACACCUUGGCUGCCCUCGCCUUGAUAUCUGUGCUAAUGGUUUUCCUCACAUUUCUGUACACCUACUGCGCCCAGGUGCGGCGCCACCAGGUCGUGCACUGGUAAACCCCAACCCCUUACAAAUACACCCUCAUAUGCACCAUUCAGCCCGUUCAGGUUAUACUAGCCCUCAGAGCAAUCUGCAUUAUUCUAUUUCCAAACAGCUCCCCUCAUGGCGUAAUUUCAUGCAUCCAUAAGUUUUAGCAGCAGAAUUAGGCCAUUCGGCCCAUCAAAUUCAAUCAUGGCUGAUCUAUCCAUCUCAACCCAAUUCUUGUGCCUUCUCCCUGUAACCCCUGACAUCUGCACUAAUCAACUAAUGUAUCCCCUCUUCAUCCCAAUACGACAUACUGCCCACUACCCC